Molecule: messenger RNA, 797 nt
Organism: Lactuca sativa (garden lettuce)
Lineage: Eukaryota; Viridiplantae; Streptophyta; Magnoliopsida; Asterales; Asteraceae
Product: squamosa promoter-binding-like protein 4
Cellular component (GO): nucleus
Molecular function (GO): DNA binding
Source: RefSeq, a predicted model, not a curated record
AAUAAAAAAAUGGAGAGAAAGAGUAAUAAAGUUUCCUCUAGAGAAAAGUUGAACAUGACAAAGAACGACUUAGUGAAUGACAAUUAUGAUCAUGAGCUUAUGGGCGGCAGCUACGGCGGCGAUGGCGAAGAUGGUGGUGGUUCUUCCAAUGGGGAUGUAAAGAAGAAGAAGGGGUGUCAGAAUAGUGGUGGUUUGAACAGUGUCACAAGAUGUUGUCAAGCUGAAAAAUGUACAAGUGAUUUAGCUGAAGCCAAACAAUAUCAUCGAAGGCAUAGAGUAUGUGAGUUUCAUGCAAAGGCUCAUGCUGCUAUUAUUGCUGGAAUCCACCAAAGAUUCUGUCAACAAUGUAGCCGGUUUCAUGAGCUUUCGGAAUUCGAUGAAGCCAAAAGAAGUUGUAGGAGGCGUUUAGCAGGGCACAAUGAAAGGCGAAGGAAGAACUCAAUGGAGUUCAAAGGCACUGGGAAGGAACUUGUUUGUGUGCAAAGUGAUGAUAGGAGGUUUCAAAUGGUUAUACAAGAAAACCAGACUUAUAAUAAUAAUAAACAUUUGCAAACAAGAUGAAAAACCAAAAUAAAUCAAGGCACGAAGUAUGCUCUCUCUCUUCUGUCACUACUUAUAAUUGUACUAAUUCAACAACAGUGUGUGGUGUGUGUGCACCACACACACUAUUGUCGAAUGCUAAAAAAAGUUGCUUAUAACCCCAUGAGUUUGAAUCUCAAAAAAUGUCAGUUUCUCUAGUAUUAUUAUUAUUAUGUAUAACAAUUGGUGUAGUUUUAAAUAAAAUUGUGUCGAACUAA